GUAUUUUAUUGCGUUAAAGGACUUAACAGCGCCGUUACGGUAAGUCUUUUAACGCAGUAAAAUAUUGCGUUAAAGGUAUUUUUGUCAUAGUUUUUUUUUUGGGGGGUAUUUUGGUUCAAACCCUCUUUUUUAGGGGUAUUUUGGUUAUGGACUCUUGUUUCCCCACCAUGUGUUUUUCCAUUGAGUUGGUUCAGUGAGAAUGAGGUUGAAAAAUCAUAUUUUAUUAACAUAAAUUUUUCAAUAAAUAUCGGUGGGAAAAACAUUUGGAAGGGAGUAGUACUUUAUGUAGUUAUUUAAUAAUUGCAAGAAAUUAUACGAAAUUUCUCGUGAUUUGCUAAAAUGGACAAGUAAAAAGAAAAAUCUAAUUUUAGUAUAAGGACCGAGUAAAACGAGAUUGAGGGAGUAGAUAUUAAACGUGCCAAAUCUACUUCAAUCGCUAUAAAUAUUUGGCUCUGCCUGUUUAGCUUUCUUAUUCAUCAAAACAUUUAGUGGAGCACUUGGCAUUCCUAAAUGUGUCGAUAUCACUAAUAACCAGUGUAAACUGAAAUCAUAGUUUUGGGCUUUCAUCACUGCAGUAGAUAGAAAUUAAGCAGAAAACAAAAUUCAUCAUCAACAGCCAUUAUGAAGAUCGAAGCGAAAGAAUCAACAAUGGUGAAACCAGCACAAGGGACACCACAACAAAGAAAAUACCUCUGGAAUUCCAACGUGGAUUUGGUGGUGCCAAAUUUUCACACACCGAGUGUCUAUUUCUAUAGACCAUCAGGUGCUUCAAAUUUCUUUGAUGCUAAUGUGCUUAAGGAAGCGUUGAGUAAAGCAUUGGUGCCAUUUUAUCCAAUGGCUGGAAGGCUAAAGAGAGAUGAAGAUGGACGGAUAGAGAUUGAUUGCAAUGGUGAAGGGGUACUAUUUGUUGAAGCAGAAUGUGAUGGAGUUGUUGAUGAUUUUGGUGACUUUGCACCAACUUUGGAACUCCGGCGUUUAAUCCCAGCCGUUGAUUAUUCUCAGGGGAUACAUUCUUAUGCUCUCCUUGUUUUGCAGAUCACUCAUUUCAAAUGUGGGGGAGUUUCUCUUGGAGUAGGAAUGCAGCAUCAUGCUGCAGAUGGUUUUUCUGGUCUUCACUUCAUCAACACAUGGUCAGACAUGGCUCGUGGUCUAGACCUCACUGUUUCACCUUUCAUAGACCGCACACUCCUCCGUGCACAUGAUCCACCUCAGCCUCAGUUCCCACACAUUGAAUACCAACCAACUCCAACUCUCAAGGCUAGUCAAGAAAACAUUGCCAAAUCUGAAACAGUCCCCGAAACUGCUGUUUCCAUCUUCAAGGUAACCCGUGAUCAAAUCACUGCCUUGAAAGCCAAGUCUAAGGAAGAUGGCAAUACCUUAAACUACAGCUCCUAUGAAAUGCUAGCAGGACAUGUAUGGCGCUCCACUUGUAUGGCACGAGGACUAGUAGAGGAUCAAGAAAGCAAGUUGUAUAUAGCAACCGAUGGGCGUUCUAGGCUUAGGCCUCCUUUUCCUCCAGGAUACUUUGAUAAUGUGAUAUUUACUGCCACUCCAAUUGCAGUGGCUGGUGAUUUAAAAUCCAAGCCCAUUUGGUAUGCUGCAAGUAAAAUUCAUGAUGCAUUGGUUCGGAUGGACAACGACUACUUAAGAUCAGCUCUCGAUUACUUGGAAUUACAGCCCGACCUAAAGGCUCUUGUUCGUGGUGCACAUACUUUUAGGUGCCCAAAUCUUGGGAUCACUAGUUGGGUUAGGCUACCUAUCCAUGAUGCAGAUUUUGGCUGGGGUCGACCUAUAUUUAUGGGACCUGGUGGUAUUGCUUAUGAAGGCUUAAGUUUUAUAUUGCCAAGUCCUUCAAAUGAUGGGAGUCUAUCAGUUGCCAUUUCUCUGCAAGCAGAACACAUGAAACUUUUUGAGAAGUUCUUGUAUGACAUUUGAAAGAAAAAUUCUCCAGCGAAAGUUUGUGCCAAUGCCAGAAAUGUAAAAAUGACUUUUCUUAUUCAUUAAAGGUGAAUUUUCUAAAAUCUCUUUUCCUCAAAGGAGCAUGAUGGGUUAUACUCAUGUUGAUAAUGAACAUCAGCUUUAUUUCUGCUUAUAUGCAGUCUGCAUUAAA
Lycium barbarum (goji berry) is the source of this 2110-nucleotide messenger RNA. Its product is annotated as shikimate O-hydroxycinnamoyltransferase-like. The transcript has 3 exons. The record is from RefSeq and is a predicted model, not a curated record. Lineage: Eukaryota; Viridiplantae; Streptophyta; Magnoliopsida; Solanales; Solanaceae. Bases 622 to 1935 code for a protein of 437 amino acids. Gene Ontology annotation, molecular function: acyltransferase activity, transferring groups other than amino-acyl groups.